AUAUUUGCAGUGUGUUAUGCUCACAUGAUCCAAUUUCUCUCUCUUCCGGAUUUUGAUGUUGAGAAUAGUUUGCAAUUGUAAUGCAUUUGCUGAAAUAAUAUUUCCAUGGUCUUUUUGGGCAAUCCUAUUUGCCGUGAAGAUGGUAACUGGAAUUGAAUUUGUUGAAUGGGAACAUUUAUACUCUGGAUGAUGAGUGAUUACAAUGUGGAAACAAUAAAUGAUGGGCUCAACGAAUUCAACGUCAAGUUUCAUGGUCCCAAAGAAAGUCUCUAUGAAGGUGGGGUUUGGAAAAUCCGGGUUGAGCUUCCAGAUGCUUAUCCAUUCAAGUCUCCUUCUAUUGGAUUUGUGAACAAGAUAUUCCAUCCAAAUGUUGAUGAACUGUCCGGUUCUGUAUGCUUGGAUGUUAUUAACCAAUCAUGGAGUCCAAUGUUUGAUCUCUUGAAUAUUUUUGAAGUUUUCCUUCCACAACUCUUGCUUUAUCCAAACCCUUCAGACCCCCUAAACGGGGAUGCAGCAUCGUUGAUGAUGAAGGAUCGAAAGCAAUACGAUCAAAAAGUAAAAGAAUACUGUGAGCGAUACGCGAAGAAAGAAGACACCACAAAAUCCACAGCUGACAACGAGACUGACGAUGACGACAUAACUGAUGAAGAAGCCGGAUCGAGUGAUGAUGAAAUUGCUGGACAUGCAGAUCCAUAGGUUACCUCAUAAGAUAUAUGGCUUCUAUGAAUUAAACAUCUGAUAAAACAGUGAUGAACACAUUCGUUUCAUAGAUAAUAAUAGAAGUGACGAGUAAAGUUGGUGACUUCAACAUGCUAGGACCCAACAGGAAAAAAUGGCAGUAACUAUUGAUACAUUAAAAAUCAAAUAUUCUUACUAAACACCAGCUUGUAUCUUCUUUCCCUAUAGAUUCUGUGCUAGGUGAAUACAUUGUCUUGUAAUUGUAUUUGUAUAUGCUAGUAUUUGAUUACAUUUGUUUUAACUUUAAGCCGAAAUGAACAUUUAUUUAUUGAAUUCCUAUUUUGAUCAA
This is a messenger RNA of Hibiscus syriacus, 1027 nucleotides long. RefSeq names its product ubiquitin-conjugating enzyme E2-23 kDa-like. Gene Ontology annotation, molecular function: ubiquitin conjugating enzyme activity. The transcript is spliced from 6 exons. The record is from RefSeq and is a predicted model, not a curated record. Gene Ontology annotation, cellular component: nucleus. Lineage: Eukaryota; Viridiplantae; Streptophyta; Magnoliopsida; Malvales; Malvaceae. Gene Ontology annotation, biological process: ubiquitin-dependent protein catabolic process; protein polyubiquitination. The coding region runs from base 166 to 696 and encodes 176 amino acids.